Messenger RNA from Neogale vison (American mink), 132 nucleotides. Its product is annotated as thymosin beta-4-like. Bases 1 to 132 code for a protein of 43 amino acids. Gene Ontology annotation, biological process: regulation of cell migration; actin filament organization. Gene Ontology annotation, cellular component: cytoplasm. The transcript has a single exon. Gene Ontology annotation, molecular function: actin monomer binding. The record is from RefSeq and is a predicted model, not a curated record. NCBI's taxonomy places the organism in Eukaryota, Metazoa, Chordata, Mammalia, Carnivora, Mustelidae.
AUGUUGGACAAACCCAAUAUGGCUGAGAUUGAGAAAUGUGCUAAGUCAAAAUUGAAGACAGAAACACGAGAGAAAAAUCCAGUGCCUUCAGAAGAAGCAAUAGAACAGGUGAAGCAAGCAGGGAAAUUGUAA